AUGCGGCAGGACGGGGUGGUGGGUCGCGGCGGGGACUGGGCGGCGGCUGGCGGCGCGGCGUCCUGCAGGGACGAUGGCUCCUCGCUGUCCUCCCUCAAGCGCCUGGAGCGCUCGCAGCGCACGGAGCGGCUGGACACACUGUUCGGCUUCGAGCGGCCCACGGAGCGUGGCGAGCGCACGGGCUGGCUCAUCAACAUGCUCCCGACGGAGGUGCUGGGCGAGGACCGGCGGCUGGUGAGCGCUGUGGACUACUUCAUCCCGGAGGAUGGGAGCCGCUUCGAGGUGGCCCUGCCCUAUAAGCCGUAUUUCUACAUCGCUACCCAGAAGGGCUGUGAACAAGAAGUGUCAUCCUUCCUCUCCAAGAAGUUUCAAGGGAACAUUUCAGAGCUAGAAACUGUCCCCAAAGAAGAUUUGGAUCUGCCAAAUCACUUGGUGGGUCUUAAGCGGAACUACAUUAAGUUAUCCUUCCACGUGGUGGAUGACUUGGUGAAGAUGCGGAAAGAGAUCUCUCCUGCUGUGAGGAAAAACAGAGAGCGAGACCAGGCGAGCGAUGUCUAUACGUCUAUGCUGUCAAGGAAAGAGGUCUCCUUAGGACGGUUGGCCCAUCGGCUUCUUAGGAUUCCCCUAGUCACACAGACUAAAAAGUACAAAUGA
Molecule: messenger RNA, 654 nt
Organism: Rhea pennata
Lineage: Eukaryota; Metazoa; Chordata; Aves; Rheiformes; Rheidae
Product: DNA polymerase epsilon catalytic subunit A-like
Exons: 6
Coding region: 1-654 (217 amino acids)
Biological process (GO): DNA replication; nucleotide-excision repair, DNA gap filling; mitotic cell cycle
Cellular component (GO): epsilon DNA polymerase complex
Molecular function (GO): DNA-directed DNA polymerase activity; single-stranded DNA 3'-5' DNA exonuclease activity; DNA binding
Source: RefSeq, a predicted model, not a curated record